CCUUCACAGCUUCCUGUUAUGGGAGGAGCUUUCAUGGACUCACCCAAUGAGGACUUUAGUACCGAAUACUCCUUGUUUAACUCAUCGGCCAAUGUCCAUGCAGCUGCUUCAAUGCAGAACCCACCAGAAGAAACGCCUCGCUCCUCAAAUGAUGCCAUACUAUUAUGGAUUGCGAUCAUAGCAACAAUUGGAAACAUUGUGGUUGUGGGAGUGGUAUAUGCCUUCACAUUCUAAGAAGAUUGGAGACCCGAAUACUGCAGGAGUGGACAGCUACAACAGUAUUUCUCGUGUGUGUGUGUCUGUAUAGAUGUCUAUAUAAAUACAGGUAGACAUGUUGUCCAUUUUAAGCACUGGCCCAGCCUUAGAAUUUGAACCUUGGUAGCAAAAAGUUUGGCUACACUUGCAAAUUGUUUGGAGGUGAAAGCUUUACCCAUGAGCAAAGCCAGUAGAUGUCCUCCGUAUAAACUUGAUGUGACAGAUCCGUGUGGGUCCAUUAAAUAUAAAAAGAAAGUGAUGUUUCUAUAGAAAGUGCUUAUUUUCUACUGGUUGAAUUUUCUAUUAGCUUGUGUUUGUGUGCGUUUAAUCUGCUUUUGGGUUGGUAUUUUGAUCACAGCAUUAUAUUAAAUAACUGUACAUCUGAUACUCCCAGAAAAUGUAGUUACCAAGUUUUCCAGGUGCAAUGGAUGGGAGACAUUGGAAGAUUUUAAGGGUCCUUGAAACUGUACAUUAAGCAUAUGUGUAAAUUUUAAACAUGCUAUCAUUCAGCUGUGUUUUAAAGUGUAGAUAUUAUGAGUCUUAAAGCAAUGCAAGCAAGUAGCUGUGUGCCUGGUUUAACUAACGCUCCCUUUUUCAAGUCAGUGAAUAGGGAUGAUGCGUAUCUUGACUGUAAUAGUUCCAGAAGUAUAUAUAAUAGGUAUCACUGCCUGCAGGCAGCCUGUAUUCCAGGGGAUGAAGUACUGGCAAGCAUGUGAAGUGGGAAAGGCAAAAAACUUCAGUUUCCAUUGUACAGCUGGCUAACUGAAACGACACUGAUAGUUCAUUGGAUCUAUCCCUUCUAGAAAAUAAAGAUCUGGGUAGUAAGAUGCCUUUUUCAUUGGUUGUGUUGAAGUCCACAUUUUCUACCAAAGUCAUCUGAUCAAGUAAACAUUAUUUAUAAAUUAAAGCAAAAUCUUAAUUCAGAGAAAUUUUGCAGCCAAAAUAACUGCCAAUGAUCCCCCUUAAGGGGGGAAAACUGCCAUCAGAAGGAUUACUAAAUAGUCCUGUUUUGCUCAUGUGUAGGCUUUCAUAGUGAAUUGGUUUCACAAGUUAAUUAUAGUGGGGAGGCAACAGAAAAAUGGAGAGCAGUAUCUGAAGUGAAAUUGCUGACAAGCUUGACAAAAAUUCAUAUUUAGAUGUUAAUAUAUUCCUAUGGGUAGAUAAUAGCUUUGAGGGGCACAAUGUAAAAUCAAUUGCAGACAGCAUUUUAUACAGGUAUUUAUAUUCAGUGUUCUGUUACUAGAUAAUGUCUUUGUAUUACCUUUUGUGAGUAAUUGUUUGAAGGGCCUUACCCAUCCAGAAUAAUUUGUAGCCUUCCUUGCCUUGGGCAUAUGUAGCUGCAUCUUCAGGCAGAAUUCAAAUGAAUGCUAGUCAUGUCUUGCCUCUUUCUCCUGUUUUAAAAAGAUGCAGGGCCUGAGCAUAGAAAAAUAGCAGCUGAUAAAUAUUAAUAUACAACCUCCACGUAUUGGGUAGUUUUCCAUCUUCUCCCCCCUUUACAGGCAUAGGGAUGGCUGCUUUUUCCCCCCCGUUAUUCUCUGCCACUCAGCUUAAGGCUGAAUUAAAGCUGCCAAAUAUAUGGAGAAUUUUGGCUUAUUUUUCCCUUUGAACCAUUUUCCCCUCCAAAUCAGAAUGCCCUAAGUCAGCAUUUCAGCUUUUGCAUCUAUUUAUUGUUCAAAGUGUUGGCCUUUAAAGCUGCCCUGGUUCUUUUGGCAGCUGGCUUGCUGUCACACCGCUGCAGAGAUCCUCAAUCCAUGAAAUUGCAUGAGAGGAUUCCCAAAGUUGCACUCUAGAGACCAUAAGGUUCUCCGAGAGUGAGGGAGCAGUGGCAUUCCUGUCGUUCAGCGGUGUGGAAGGUGAAUCUGAAUUAGGCUUCGGAGGCUCAAUCUGGCACCUAUAGUAUUUAAGAUGAUGAGCAUCCUAUAAACUCUAUUCUCCCCUUCACAGAGAGAGAGUUUACAAAGGAGGACUUUGGUUAAUGCUCAUGGGAGGUCCAUAAAUGAAGUCCCCAAGUGUUCUAGCUAGAGACAAAGCCAUGAAGUGCCAAAUCUUAUGGCCCAAAUAAAGCCUGGAAUGUAAUGAAAAUAGUGUGACCGUGCAGAAAUGCCUCUGACAGCCCAGGCCUUGUACUUGGGGGCAUGGAGAGAUGUGUAAGCAUAAUCUCUGUGUGUAGGACACCUUCCGUCUUCCCCCCGCCUCCUCCCCUUCAAGGAUCAGCCCAGAGCAAAGUCCUCAACACUCAGUUGGAGUACUAAUGCCAAACCCAUCUAAUUGGGAUUGGGCCAGAUGAAAAGAUUUAGUGUGCCCCGUGUGUCCCUCCUCCACUUUUUUCAUUUUAAAACAAUAAUGCAUGAGAGAAUAGUUUGAUGGCAUGUCCCCCUCAGCUUUCAGAUGUGUCACUAACUUCAUAAUUGCGUUAUUAGUUCCAUGGGAUUGUUCAGUGUUUCAGCGAGGCUCUAUAGAUAUGAUACAUCUUGCAGUAAAACUACUUCAUGGUUGAAAGCAAAACAGUUUCACCAUGAUUAAAAAAUAAAUUGACAUCAUGGUAAUUACCCAAUAGGAUUUUUUUAACUGCUUGAUGACUUUGCCAGUAGAAUGCUUGGCUUAGAUUUAAAAUCCUAAAAAAGUUUAAGUGCAAUUAGCUGCGAGUGUAUGUGUGCAUGUGUGUGUGUUACCUCCUGAAGUACUGGGCCAAAAUGAAAGGGCAUGCGUAGCUAUGAAAAUCAAGUACUCAGGAAUGAACUGAAAAGGACCAAGCUUCUGCUUAUGAAAAUGAGACACUGCCAUGUAGUCAUAUACAAAGAAGUGCCCUAUUUUUAUAUAACUUUGUUAGUAAUUGCAGGCAAGAUGAAAAGGAACCAGUUCCUCACUACACAUAUUUUCAUCAUCAGAAGCUGUCAGGAAAGAAUCUGAUGUAACUUAAUUAAAACAAUUGGCUUGACAGGGUGGCAUGUAAAAUAGAGAAACUUGGCAGCAGGCCCAGUCUCAAGAUUUGACAAGAUCAUAAAUAAAUCCUGUAUUUAAAUAAAUGCAGGUGCCCAUAGCAACUUUAUAGUUAAAUAAGUUGAAUAUUCCAAGGAUUUAAACAUAUUGUUGGUUGAAAAGGCUCUGCAGUGUGUUUUUGUGAAGUGGAUUAGGGAUGGUCUUGGCCUGAGGCUGAGGCUCUUAAAACUCUGCACCUGGACCUGGACAUGUUUGCCUAAAGGCAUUUGAUAACAAACUUAUUGAUGUGAUACCUAAGUAUUAAGACCAAGGUACCUAUCUGAACCUCAGAACUUGGCUCAUUCUCUGUACAUGAGAACAUGGGGAAUUUCAGAUUUAGAUCCAUUGUAACUUGGACCAACUCUAAACCCUCUGACCACUGGAAUUAUUAUAUUUACCUAAAUUAAUGACAACUUCAAAUUUAAGACAAUCCCCCAGUAAUUAGAUUCUAUGUAUGAUCACUUUAUGAAUUUGUUGUACAUUUCUAGGUAUAGAGUCUGACAAACAGAAGGUCAUCUUAAACUCAUCCCUCCCACUGCUACAGUGAACACAGCUGCAGGAGGACAGGUGGCCUCCUUGCCCUCUGCCCCCACACUACU
Molecule: messenger RNA, 3833 nt
Organism: Gavialis gangeticus (Gharial)
Lineage: Eukaryota; Metazoa; Chordata; Crocodylia; Gavialidae
Gene: CUNH14orf132
Product: chromosome unknown C14orf132 homolog
Exons: 1
Source: RefSeq, a predicted model, not a curated record